Bicyclus anynana (squinting bush brown) is the source of this 1520-nucleotide messenger RNA. RefSeq lists its product as uncharacterized. The transcript is spliced from 8 exons. Gene Ontology annotation, cellular component: nucleus. Lineage: Eukaryota; Metazoa; Arthropoda; Insecta; Lepidoptera; Nymphalidae. Gene Ontology annotation, molecular function: sequence-specific DNA binding; zinc ion binding. The record is from RefSeq and is a predicted model, not a curated record. The coding region runs from base 231 to 1520 and encodes 429 amino acids.
GUUUGCUGCAGUAUUAUUUAUUUUUGUGUUUUUACCUAUUUUAUUGAAAUUCUUCAACUUCAAAUUAAUUUACUCCUCGUUGGAUCGUUAGAAUUUUGAUAGACGUUUGUGGUUUGAACUUUGAAAUUGAUAUUUCGAACCGAAGUUCUAUGAAUAUUUCUUUUCUUUAUUAGUUUGUGAUCAUAAGGCUGUAAUUUUCAAUUGAAAUUAUUGUUGUAAUAAUUUUAACAAUGCGUUGCUGCGUGCCCUUCUGCGGAAACACUUCAGACAAUGUGUCCACAUCUCUGAGCACGGGAAUUACUUUUCAUGGAGUUCCCAGUGAUAUUAGUCUGCGUGCAGCUUGGCUCCGAGCCCUCGGCACACAAGAGCAUCACCUGCCCGACCCUGCUGUGGUCUGCUCUCAGCACUUUACACAUGACGACUUUUAUGAAACCACGAGUUGUGUAAAGCAGAUUCGCCCCAAUGCUAUUCCUUCAACAGUGCAGAUGUGCAUGAUAUGCCUGGACACUGACAGCAAGCUGUCUCUAAUGAGUAAACACAAGUUGGAGGAGGCAUAUGAACAGCUAACUGGACUGUCUUUGUAUCGUGGAGGAAACCUGAAGCAAACACUCUGUGUGCUGUGUGCUCAGAGAUUGAUUAACUUCAGUAGAUUUAGAGACUUGUGCUUGAGAGCCCAUUCACUGAUGACAGACUUACUUGCACAAGAUGAAUUAAUUACAAUACAACAUAAAGAAUUGAUGAACUGCACAACAAAACAUCUGAAGUUUAAUUUGACACAAACCACAUUUGCCGCUGAUCACUGUGACUUGCACAUAGAUCACACUGAUGAAGAGGAACAGACAGCAGCAGAGGAAUCUGUAGUGGGAGAUGUUGCAACAAUUAUGCUGAGGAAUAAAAACAGUUUUUGCGCUGAUCUCAUGGAAUCGAAUCAUAAAGAUGACAAUUUGAUAGACAAUUCCAACAAUGAUUGUGUUUCAAAUGGCGGUUACUCCAAUAUAAGCAUAAAGUUGGAAACAUGUUCACUAGAUGAAGAUAUAAAUGUAUCACUUCAUGCAAAAGAAGGAGCUUCCUGCACUACAGUUCCAGAACAUGUGCCCGAAACAGAGAAUUUCAUUAAGAUUGAAAGUGUUACCUUUGGCUGUACGCUUUGUUCCGAAGAGUUUAUGCGAGAGAAUGAAUACUAUGAUCACAUGAGCGAGCAUCUUCAGAAUGCUGGAGACGACGAUGCUUCACAAGUGUGCGAGCCUCAUGCAGCUGUGAGCCGCAGCAGUGACUCACUCAUGUUGCAGACCAAGACAGGAAGUCGGAGGCUGAAUGAUGUCCCUCCCCCGGCUGCAGACUGCGCUCAGGCUUUAGUCGCUCCACUGUCCGCGAGACUUGCGGCAAACAACGACCACACAGUGCAGGCAACUGAAGAAGCAGCUGCGACCCGGAAAAGUGAACAAAUCCUUGAGACUGACAUUAGCGAACUGGACAACCAAUCAUCUAGCGGCACUAAAAUAUACACAGAUAUAAAUUGA